AGUAAGCACUCAAGCUUCAACAGUUGAAUAGCAUAAGUUUUAGGUGGGGACUGGAAGUGGAAGUGUGUGGGCAAAGUUUUGCUUUUGAAGAGUUGGUUGAGUUUGUACAAAAAUGAGUAAAACUUGUUCACGGUGUGAUAAAGCAGUGUACCCAACGGAGGAGCUAAAAUGUCUGGACAAGUUAUGGCACAAGACGUGUUUUAAAUGUCAAACAUGCGGUAUGGCUCUCAACAUGAAAACUUACAAGGGAUACAACAAGCUGCCUUACUGUGAAGCGCAUAUCCCCAAAGCAAAAGCAACAACUGUAGUUGAAACACCCGAAAUGAGACGUCUUGCUGAGAAUACCAAAUUGCAAUCACAGGUUCAGUAUCAUGCCGAUUUCGAAAAGGCCAAGGGUAAAUUUACCCAAGUAGCUGACGAUCCGGAAACUCUACGAAUUAAAGCGAAUUCAAAAAUUAUAAGUAACGUAUCGUAUCAUGGAGAGCUGGAAAAGAAAGCUGCCAUGGAACAAAAAAGGACAUUAACCGGCGAUGAAGCCAAUGGACACGAGAAUUCGGUCCCAGUGGAAGAUGUGCAACCUGACCCUAUAGUUGAAGUCAUACCACAGCAUCAAAGAAGCGUACCCAUUUCUCUACCAUCACCUACACAUCAUCAACAGCAGCAGCAGCAGUAUCAACAACAACAUCACUCUAAAUAUCAACCGCAGUUAAAUCAACAUCAAGACAAUCAUCACCUUCAAACCCAUCAUAGGCAGGCGGAAAUGAAGACGAUGGCUUCUACCCGCACCGGCGCUACCACUUCAGAGGUUUCUCAAAGUACGCGUUCGGCAACUAGCUCCACUGUCGUCUAUUGUUCACAACCAAACAUGUUGGCGAACCAGCCGCAAGGGCGCCGUAUCGGUUCGAUCAACGACUACGAUCCCAUCAACGAGAAUCAUGGACAACAGAGUCAGGGCUAUAGAGGAUCAACGCAGCAAGCAACCCAGUACGUGCAACAACAGCAGCAGCAACAACAACAACAAACACAGCAACAAAAACUUCAACAGUACUACCAGCAACAACAGAGGCAGCAUGCUCUUCACGUGCAGCAACAACAACAAGCAAUGCAACAACAACAGGCGAUGCAGCAACAGCAAGCAAUGCAACAACAGCAAGCAAUGCAGCAACAACAGGCAAUGCAACAGCAACAGGCAAUGCAGCAACAGGCUUUACGGCAUCAACAAACUGCGACGCAACAGAGUGGCUAUCCGGGGUCGGCUGGAAUUUCAUCCGGUUACCAUCAGGCUGCCAAUACACAGCCCCGUAGCUCAGGACGGUCGUACCGAGCUAUGUAUGACUAUGAUGCCGACGACGAUGACGAGGUUUCGUUCCGCGACGGUGAUGUCAUUGUGGACUGCAAAUCGAUUGAUGAGGGCUGGAUGAUGGGCACUGUUCUAAGGACCGGCCGAUCGGGAAUGGUACCGGCAAACUACAUCGAACCUAUCAACUAAUGUUUUCGUUCUUUUUGCCCUUACCCCUGAUCCUUUGGAUCUCUGUCUUCUUUCCUCCUUGUGUCGAAAACCCUAGAAACCAUCGUCCUUCCUGCACGCAACACAUUCAAAUUUCGAAUUCCCGCAGCUAACAUAUCCGAUGCCUGGUGAUAUUUAGUCUUGGUCUUCAGAUUAUUAUAUUUCACUAAAAAAAAAUGGCAGCUACGUCACUUGCCCUUAAACAUCUGAACACAGGACGGCGGGGUUGUUUUUCCAAGGCUUGCUUUCGGUAUUCCGUGUUCUUCGUGAUGUUUCUCAUCAACUUGCAUAAAUAUGUGCCUUCUCUCCCCUUUUAUUUUUAAUAUUAGCCUUAGCCACUAAGCUAUGGUCGGGUGCAAGAACGUGACAACAUUUUUUUGCCUUCUCCCUCCCCUUUAUACAUGUUGGUACCAGAUCAAACUUAUCUCUUGUUAACCUAUCACUAGUUAAUGGUCACUCAAGGUUUGUAUAAUCAAUCGCAGUUUUUUUUUUUCUACUUACUUUUUGUCUUCACCAUUCAUUGCUUGAGAGUUUCGUUCUUUAGCUUCCUAUUGAUGAGUCCGAAUGUAAUUUUUUGGCUGACAGUUUUGAAGGGAUAGGGAAAACAGAUAUCUAAUUUGAAGGGAUAGCGAAGAGAGGUAUCUUAUGUUUCUCUUUCAGUUUUCCGGAGUGCCUUGAAAAUAAAGAACGUAUAUUAACCUAA
Molecule: messenger RNA, 2210 nt
Organism: Daphnia carinata
Lineage: Eukaryota; Metazoa; Arthropoda; Branchiopoda; Diplostraca; Daphniidae
Product: LIM and SH3 domain protein 1-like
Exons: 9
Coding region: 113-1489 (458 amino acids)
Cellular component (GO): focal adhesion
Molecular function (GO): actin filament binding
Source: RefSeq, a predicted model, not a curated record